CCCGCCCUCCCUCUCGUUCAUUUUGCAGCUGCCCGAUUUUCGAGGCGGAGGAAAGACCAUUCUGCCCCUAGAGCUGGAGGAGGUGAGGAGUCUCGUUUUUUGCCCCUCCUGCUCAGGGAACAAUGGAACCGUCUGAUAUUCGGGGCAAGGAAGACACCGUGCGGGGUUUCUGAUCGGGGAGCUGCAGUCUAUCCCGCCAGCCUUUUCCCCAUCCUCUUCGGCCGUGGAUUUGCUUCGUCGCUCCAGAAAGCCUCUUGAAUGUGUGUGUGUAAAAUUGCUGGUCUUCUUCGCUAGUUUAUAACAGCCCCUUAGAACUCAUGCCGCCGCCUCCUCCUCCUUUGGAACUCACUGCCUCUUGAUUGCUCGCAAAAAGUUCUUGGAAGAGAAGAGCAGAGGAAAGGAGAAUCAUGGUCCUUACGCAUCAAGUAUUGGGGUUUGCACCCCUUUCUUUCCUAUCCUCUUUCGUGCUCACUGAUUUCUAGGUGGCCGGUUGCCCCUGCUCCUUCCCCUGCCUGCUCACUUCUUUGUAGCCGGUGGGGAUGUCGCGAUUGCUUCCUCCUUCCUUUGUCUUCUUCACACGAUCAGGGAGACCGAAACCGUCCUAGAUCUUCACAGACACAGGGAAGAUGUUGCAAAGUAUUGGCCUGACUCUCCUCGUCAUCGUGGCUACUUUGUUUUUUGUCUUGCUGUUCAUGCUCUGUGGUUGGUGCGUGGUCUGGCAGCUCUUCUUAUCCAAGUUUAAGUUCCUACGAGAGCUGAUAGGAGACACGGGAUCCCAGCAGGGGGAUAAUGCAAAUGCAGAACCCGAAGCUGAACAGGAUGCGCUCCUCACUCCGCAGAGAGGCAGGCAGAAAUCUGCACGUCAGCGAAGGGGACCGGCCGAAGAAGCAAGCUAAAAUGAAAUGACGGGGGUAAUUUCCAAACAAACGAUGAGCAACGUCGGUUAAAUGGUUUGUUUCUACCCAAGUGCGAAGCAAGAAAACCAAACUAUUUCCAAAGAAGUGCAGACAACAUUUUUUAAAGCAAAAUGGCAGUUAGGGGAGAGAAGGAAAAUCAAAAGAAGCAUCUUGUGCUUUCCGGGCGGGGUUCUGGGGAAGAGAAGUGCUAAUUUUCUGUUCCUCACCAGUUUUGCCCAGCUUUUGCACAAGGGUGAACACGAUCAACUCCGCUGGCUACAGACAUCUUUAUAAGACUAUCACUAAUAGCAAUUAACCUUUGAUCUUUGUGUACCCAUUUUGUAUAGAAACAUGUUACUUUUAUGUAUAAACUCUAUGAAUAUUUCUAAGUGGUGUCACCCCACGCCCCCACCCCAGGAUAAAACAAAUAUUAGGUCCGUGUAAGGGCUCCAUCAACCAAGUUAAACAUAAUCAGAACAUGAAAUUUGGCAUUUGAUUGUAUGCCUGUUUUCAAGCAUCUUUAAAAAUGAAAACAUUUUGCCAGAUUAGUGCAUAACUGUCAAUGUUUAGGGAAAUCCCUUCUGUUUUCCCUUAAUACAGAGAAGAGGAGCAUCUGUUACAAAUCCUCAUUUGAUAUCAUUUUUUAAAGGAACUAACCAGUUGGCUUUAAAAUGGACCUUUUUUUCCCUCUGGUUUGCCUUUUCUUGUUUUGCACCAAAAAUCAACUGAAACUAACUACGGAACUACUCCGAUGUAGCUCCGGGGAUUACAUUUUAUUACAGUCUCACUGUUGUGCGAAGUGGUUUGACCAAGAACUUUGUUAAUUAGUGUUGUUCUUCCAACUUCCCCUUUAAGAGCUGCACCUGAUGAACAUUCAUGAAUGUCUGCUUGAAUUAUGUAUACAGCAGCCCAGAUAGUAGCAUCAAAGUUGUAGCCAAAACUGAACGAGAAGAUAUGCCGACUUUGAACUUUGAAUUGGUGCUAAAGAAGAAUUGAUCACGAUUAUGACACCUCCAAGAAACUCUUAACCUGUUUUUUUCUUGGUGCACUUUUGUUCGAUGUUCUUGAUGCUCUGCUCAGAAUUUUUAAUUUUGCUCAGCAGAAGCUGUAGAAAAAGCUCUUAAUAGUUCACCGUUGCUAAAAGCAAACCCUCCUGAUGAUAGUGCUGUUCUCUUGACUAGCUAUUUUGACCUUUGGAGGCUUAAAUGUGGAUGAAAAACUUUGUUGAUUUUAUUUAUUUUCUGGUAGCAAUUGAAUAAGUAAAUGGCUUUUAAAGAUCUGUACAAUAUUGACAAGCUCACAAGUGGAUUUGAAGCUUCCCCCCUUCCUCCCCAUGACAUCCUACCAUUCAGUUGUAUGCAGUGGUUGCCUUAGUGUUCGUCUUUUUGUCGCUGCUGCUGUUCUUUGCAGCGUAUAUCAAACAGGGUUUAGGAUUGCUGGUGAUAUUUCUCAAGUAGGCUUUUGCCCUUAAAAAUUAACAUGCAAUGCUCAAUCCUUGAAUACAAGAUCUUACUAAUAAACAUCUGUUUGUUUGUUUGUUUGUUAAAAAAAAAGCCACUUCUAGCUGUACAUGGUAGAAGCAAGUACUUGAAAUAAUGCCAAUUGUAUUCAGAGUAAUCGGACUCAGGUUUUCUCACUUACCACAGACACAAUAUUUGCCUUACAGGAUUUACAUCCUGACAUGACAGGCUUAAUAAUGUCAGUUUUUUUUUUUCAUGAACCUCAAAAAUAGUUUUAGGUACCAUUUCUGUUUAUCAAAACAAAUAAUCAAUCUUUACUCCUCCUGGAAUAAAGUUUGCAAAUGUGAAUGUUGGGAUUCUAAUCCGAUGGGAGAGAUAGUUGUAACUAGGGAGAGGUGGUUCCCUCAAAUAUCUCAGUCCUAUGCCAUGUAGAGUUAGGAUGACUUGUUUAAGUGUGAAGGUUUUCUUUCAUUCAGUAAAGCAAGUAGAAUAUGUUGGGGAAGCUUUUUGUGUGUGUGUGUGUUUUUCGAAAGGGAAACUAGGAAGUCACUUCUUCCUGACAUUAUGAAUUAUAGCUAACACUGUCCCACAAGUGAUGCUGCUGGUACAACUUUGGUACGAAUAAUGCUGCUUCCCAGAACGUAGCACUGUUUGAACAACAUUUGCACAUUAUAUGUAUGCUUGAUACAGUUCCAAGUCUUUUCCGAAUCAUAUAACAAGUAAUCAUAUAACAAGUUUCUGUCUACAUAAUCUUCUGUCAUUGGGUGAUGUAUGGCCAUUUUUUAAAAAAAUUGAAAAUUGAUUCACAGAUAUGUCCUACUAGUGAACUUUGAUCAGCUCAUUAAAGGAGAAGGCUCUGAGGACAUUGAUGAAGGCCUUUGUUUUUCUUAAUGCCAAAUUGAUGAACGUGUGACGUCUGGGAUAUCUCCAGAGCAGGACAGAAAAGUAAAAAUGGUGGCCGCAACUAUAUAAUCGAACUCUUUCCCCUAUUUAUUUGUAUCGUGGGGCUUCACAUGGUACAGUCAUUCUACCAUCUUGGAUAGGAGAUUAAAAUACAGAUCAGAUAGUAGUAAAAGCACUCUUGCAUUUACAUGUGCCAUUCCCAUCUUAGAAUUUGGGGAGGGAGGGAGGAUGGACGGUUUCAGCAUUUGAUAAAAUAAAUUAAAAAUGUACUAGGUUACUGCUUGAGCACUUAUGUGUCAGUUUUACCUAAUUAAGUAGAACUGGGCCAGUCAUUUGCCCCAAAGUUAAAGUUACUUACUAUGUUAGUGGUGAAGCUGUGGUUUGGUCCAUUUCAAUGUAUUCUUUCAGCUAAUCAUGGAAUGCAAGACGUUAAUGCAAACUAAAAUACGUAUAUUUGUAUAGUUUGAGAAAACAGAAUUUUAGCAAUGUAAUUGAAAGGAUUUUAUUUAAAAAAAAUGGAUGUUCCAAGAAAUAAACUUAUAUCUGUGAAUAUUAGACACAGCUUUAUCUCAUGUGAUUUUAUGAUUGAUGCAAUGCAGUCCUAUGCAAUCUUAUUCAGAUUUCAGUGAUGUUUAGUGGCAAAUCUGUGCGUGUGCUAGACAGUGGCCAUUAUCCGGUUUAUUUGCAGGCUCUCUCUACCUGGGAAAUAGCAUUGAAUCUAGGAAUUGAUUAUGACAAGCAGCAAUGGCACCAUUUUGUAUAUGAAACACACAGGCUGACACUGUUUUAUGGUUUGAGUUUUGCCAUUUCUGAAACGGCUCUUAGCCUCAAGUUUCAGCUGAACGUUAAAAAAAAAUAGCUAAAACAUUUUAGCUGUCGAUGAACACUUCAGAAUGUAAACCCCUGGAUUUAAAUAUGCAUAGUAAAAUACCUAUUUAUAUUGCUAAGUUUUUAGAAUUGCAGUAAUCAACAAAUUGAUUGCAUAGUUGAUCUGUAGUCUACGGUGAAAAAAACCCAAGCGUGGAGACAUUUCUUAUACAGAUAGUCCUCAACUUACAACAGUUCAUUUAGUGACCGUUCAAAGUUACAACUGCACUGAAAAAAGUGACUCAUGACUGUUUUUCACACUUAAUGACCGUUGCAACAUCCCCAUGGUCAUGAUCAAAAUUCAGAUGCUUGGCAACUGACUCGUAUUUAUGACCAUUGCAGUGUCCCGGGGUCAAGUGAUUCCUUUUUGUGAUCUCCUGACGAGCAAAGUUAAUGGGGAAGCCAGAUUCACUUAACAACCAUGUUACUAACUUAACAACUAUAAUGAUUCAUGUAACAACUGAGGCAAGAAAAGUGAAUUUUGCCCCAUUUUAUAACCGAACAAAUGUCUCACUUCGCAACAGAUAUGUUGGACUCAGUUGUAUCAUAAGUCGAGGACUGCCUGUAUAUGAAAUAAGAGCUGCUGAGAACACUCAAACAAGCACAUACAUCUAGCUGAAGAUCAAAAAGCCAAUUGCAAUUAGAGUAAUAAUUAGGGGGGGGCUGCAUUCUAAUAGGUAUAUUAUUUUUCUAGGCAGAUCACCUUUUUAGAUUCACUUGCUUGUAAAUAGCACAUCUAUCACUACUGUGGUACAAUUAUUAGAGGUCCCGUUGCAGAAAUGGAGUGGUUCUUCACAUAAAAGGCCCAUUUAUCAUUUAUUCAAAGCUAAUAUCAGCAUUUUGAGAAGCCUUAUAAUGAAUAUGUAUACCCUGGCCACUCAGAGUGGACAAGGAACCAACAAGGAAACGGAUUAUCCCAAUGUGUGUUCCAUUCUUGGACAAAUUCAGCAUUACAGCAUUCAGCUUUUUCUAUGCUCCUUGGUAUAUGAAAAAAAAAACCUGUACUAAUUGCUCUCAUGCUUUCUAUAUUCAUCAUGUUAAUUAUUUUUGUUUCUUUAUUUAAACUGAUUCCAUUAAAACAUGACAAAUAAAAUGUAAAUAAGCCAA
Molecule: messenger RNA, 5233 nt
Organism: Crotalus tigris (Tiger rattlesnake)
Lineage: Eukaryota; Metazoa; Chordata; Lepidosauria; Squamata; Viperidae
Gene: SMIM13
Product: small integral membrane protein 13
Exons: 2
Coding region: 627-896 (89 amino acids)
Source: RefSeq, a predicted model, not a curated record